AUGUCUACUCAUUCUGCUUUGGUUUAAAACUUUAAAGAUUUAUAUAAUAAAUGUAAGCUUAUAGAGGUUUUAAAAUUAAUUGAUGAUUUUCCAGUUUUAGAUGAUUUUGACAUUUAUUCAGAGGUAUAGAUGUUCAAAAGCAUAUGUUUAUUCGAAUUAAGUAGGUUUGAUGAGGGAACAAUGGUUAUGGAAAAUCUUUUAAAUAGGUAGAAAAAAGAGAGAUAAGGUAAAUAAAUAUAGGAAAUAGAUAUUAUAGUAAGAAUUUUACUUUUAUGGUAAUUAUAUUUUAGUGAUUAAGAAAAUUUAAAAAGAGUAUAUGAGUUUACAGAUUAGCUCUAUGAAAUUUGCAAAAAGUAUUCUUUAUAGUUUAGUGAUAUAAAAUAUUAUAAUCAUGGAAUUUACUAGUUCGGAAUAGGAACUUGUAGCUUUUUUGAGUAUUAUUAUGAAAUAGAUAAUUUGGAAUGUGUAGAUUAUUUUAUUAAAUGUAUUGAUUAGGUACCUUAAUAUGAAUACCAAAUCUUAAAUUCUAUUGGGUGGAUAUAUAUAAUGAAGAAUAAAUACGAAGAAUCUCUUAAAUGGAAUAAAAGGCUUUAUGAAAAAUGUCCUAGUUUUCCAGGAGUUGCAAAUAAUUUAUCUGUUUGUUAUAUGAAUAUGGAAAUGUAUGAGGAAGCGAAAGAAUGUAUUCAUUAUGCUGAAAAAUUGUGCCCUAGUAAUGUGGUAAUUCUUAACAAUGUAGCAUAAAUCUACGAAUUAACAAAAGAUUUAUAAAAUGCUACAAAAUACCAUAAAAUGUCAUAUCAAUUAAAUCCUAAAUUUUCUUAGACAUGUUAUUAAUAUGGAUUAUUUAUGAUUGACAACGGAUUUGAAAAAGAGGCAAUUCAAAUUUUAGAAAAAGGUCUAAAUGAAAACCCUGAUUGCUAUAUGAUAUAUGAGUAAUUAGUGUAACUUUUAUAUGAAAAGGAAGACUAUGAAAAAUGUUUAUAGUAUUUAGAAAAAGGCAUUCAAUUAAAUCCAAAUGACCCAAGAUUUUAUGUAUCAACUGGAAGCUUUUACUUUAAUUCAGCAGAAUAUGGGCAUGCAAUAAAAAAUUUAAAAAAUGCACUUGUAAUUCUAGAAAAUAAAAAAUGGACUAGUUUAAAAAUAGAGGCUAUGGCUUAUUUGGGAAGUUGUUAUUUUUAUUUAGAGUAAUACGAAGAAGCGUUAAAUUAUUAUUUUUAAGCUAUAAACUAAGAUAUAAAAUCCUAUGACUUUAGAGUAGAAAUAAAAAAUAUAGCUUUAAUUCUUGAUUUUUAAUUAAUAUGUAAAGGUUCUCAAUUUAAUAGCAUAUCAAAAGGUAAUAUAGCCUCAUCUAAUAUACUUAAAUGA
Molecule: messenger RNA, 1365 nt
Organism: Tetrahymena thermophila SB210
Lineage: Eukaryota; Ciliophora; Oligohymenophorea; Hymenostomatida; Tetrahymenidae
Product: tetratricopeptide repeat protein
Exons: 2
Molecular function (GO): protein binding
Source: RefSeq, a predicted model, not a curated record